AUGGGCCCCUUAAUGAAUUUUCUGCCCCCUUUUUGGUUUUUAUUUGCUUUAUUUUGGGUCUUGUGUGGGGGCCAGCAGCCGCCAGAGGGGAAAUGCCUCAGCGGGCGCGCCGGGCUCUGCCGCGUGACGCCCCUGGGCUUCUGGAGAGGCAAGCCCACCUAUGACCCCUACGAAGCUCUGGGAGUUCCGCCCAAUGCCUCUUUAGACUCCAUUCAAAAGGCCUACAGACUGAAGGCCCUUUCUUGCCACCCGGACAAAGUGCGGGCGUUAUGCGGCGAGGAGAGCGGUGUACGUACACCUGGGGCCCGCGCGCGCGACCCCGAGGAGGAGCCCUUCGUCAUUAUUAAUGCAGCUUACGAAAUGUUGCGGAGGCCGCAAGAAAGGGAACAGUUCGAGCGGGAGGGCUCUGGGGACGGGGGCCGCUUCACAAAAAGAGAAAACGCAAAAUUCGGCGAAGACCGAGAGCCCGCGAAAAACACUCUCGCCGACUUCAUGUCCUUUUUCGCCCAAGAGGUUUUCUUCGGCUCUGCAGCAGAAAACGAAAACAACUCCGAAGAAGAAGAAGAAAAAGAAGAAGAAGACUCUUUUUCGUUUUUUGAACUCUUCGAAGCUUCAGAAGAAGACGAGGAAGAAGAAGAGUAUUUUUCUCUCGAUUUUGAUUCGGAUUUCAACGAACUCUUUUGA
Eimeria tenella is the source of this 684-nucleotide messenger RNA. RefSeq lists its product as uncharacterized. The transcript has a single exon. NCBI's taxonomy places the organism in Eukaryota, Apicomplexa, Conoidasida, Eucoccidiorida, Eimeriidae. The record is from RefSeq and is a predicted model, not a curated record. Gene Ontology annotation, biological process: protein refolding. The coding region runs from base 1 to 684 and encodes 227 amino acids. Gene Ontology annotation, cellular component: cytoplasm.